Molecule: messenger RNA, 2837 nt
Organism: Physcomitrium patens
Lineage: Eukaryota; Viridiplantae; Streptophyta; Bryopsida; Funariales; Funariaceae
Molecular function (GO): protein dimerization activity
Source: RefSeq, a predicted model, not a curated record
UAUUGGUAUCCUCUGGUAUAUUUGCGUCGAUGCAGCGUUCGCUGUAUAGGUCUGCAAAUAACUCUCCCUAAAGCGCUGCUGGAGGGAUGAAUAAAUUUCAAGGCUAUGUAACAUGGUGAUUGGAACCUUUGCACGGUUAUCAGUCGCCUUACAGCGAAAGCUGAAUUGCCUGCAAGACACCGCCACACGAGAUGUUUCUAGUCGAUGUAGAGCACUGCAUUGAGUAUUGGCUAAGCGACUCCUGAGAGUGCUACUUUGAGCUUACAGCAUCUUUACCUAGCAGACGGUAUUUGCAGCUGCCGAGCCCAAUGGUUUGGAUUUGGAGGCUUGACCAUAUUAGUAUAGGCUGAUGAUUACUUUUGCUAGAGAAGUGGCAUGUCGGAGGAUGAUCGACAGGUCAUCUGGCCUCUUUCUCAGCUAAAAUUCUCUGGAUCUGCGAAGUGCUGUAUUUUCUGGUCAGCAAGUGAAGGAUCUUAAUUUUUGGUCUAGCGAACGUUUUCUUCGUUUUUCUAUCACGCGCUUCCUGCUGACUGCACUUUCGUAAGCCAUGGAUACCAACUUCGACGAGAUUUUCGGAGACUGGCAGAACCAGUACUUUGAAACACUGUGCCCGGAAAUCAAUUCUUGUAGUGAAAGUGGUGUGACGAGCUUCUUGGAUGACAUUAUCGAUGUCAAAGAAAGCGUCACAUUGGCUUCCUGCCCUUCCAAUUUAGAGCCAAGUUCCUCGGUUGUAUUCUCAACUCGUGCUAAUGCGCCCUCGGUUUCAAGUCCCCUGUGGGCUUUGCAGACACCAGUCUCGGUUGCUUAUAUUCAGAACGAUGUGAGCUCUGUCACUGACAAACUGCUGGAUCAAGUGGUUCCAUCCCCUGAGUUAAUUUCGCCCAUGUCGACUUCCUCACCAGGAAGCGUAAAAAUUUGCAUAAAUUCUGGUUUGAAACGUCAACUGCAACCCCUCAUUGCAGAACAAAGCUCCUCACCUUCGAAACGCAAGAAACUGAACCCAGCAAGCCAAUCCCAGAUUGCGCCGAAAACAAAGGAGUUGUUUAAGGCUUUUAAACAAUCCGUAGGGAGCCGGAUACCAACCCCUGAGGAGCACAUUCUUAGAGAGCGAAAGCGACGCUUAGACAUGGCUUCGAAGUUCCAGGUGCUGGAGUCAAUAUUGCCUGCUGGAAUCAAAAUUGUUGUGGCGAUGAAUUCUGCAUCCCUAAAACCCUCACUGAGUCGCGAAAAAGCUGUGGUUGUAGAGGACGCAAUAAAGCUGGUGAAGAUGUUGCAACUUCGUAAAGAGGAGCUUUUGAAGCGCCGCUCAAAUUUGAAGCUGGAGUUGCUUAUUCAAAGCUCGGAAGCGCCACGAUAUCGAAGACAGAGUAAAACAUGUCCAGUCCCUCGCAAAGCUGGUGACAAGAAGUUUGACGCAAUUCAAUCGAAUCAACCUAAGCAUAUCAUCUACAAAGGAGGCGACCUGUUGAAGCAAAUACCUCCGAUUGUAGAUCGAGGGAAGCCUAUCAACACUGCGUGGAUGACGGGAAAUCCGCAGAACCUGAUCGUACCGACUUCUGUUCAUCACAACACAGCGGCCAGUAGGGACAUCAUCAGCCCCGAGAACCUCCGCAUCCAUGCUCAGGUUUCUGAGGAGGAAAUUUUAGUGGAGAUUUUUUUGCAUCGGUAUCCAUUCAACUUGCAGAUUCGCCUUUUUCAAUCGAUGGAAUCCCUGAAGCUAGAUGUCGUUCGCUGUAGCAUACUAAGACUACCAUUUGAGUUCGUGGAGUGCUUCAUCGUUGCCAAGCCUUACGUGGACUCAAUUACGUGGCGACUUCACGAGGUGCGAACAGCCGCUAGUGUUCUGAUUGAAGCUCUGCAAGCAAAUUUCAAACGCGUCUAAGAUAGCAAUCCCACGAAGGAUUCUUCCCACGUUGAGUGUAGCAUUACCCCACCGACUGUCUUUUUAGUAUCGAUCAGGAGAAUUAAGCCACGAUGAUGUAUCUUUCACCGAUGUGCAGAGCUUGCUUAAGCAUGCUAUGAUACAUGCUGCAGGCCACACUGUGAAGUUCCAAUCCAAGCCGUACUGAUUUUCCCCUUGAAUCUAUGCAAUGUUGUGGCAGAAGACUUCCUUAGAUGAUAUAGAAGAACCGUGAGAAACCAUCAACAUGUAUUGUAAGUAACGUGGGAGCAGUUGGAUCAUCCCCGAUCAUGCAUUCCGACAGGUUCCCAUUUAGGCCCCAGAGUUUGAUCCAUCCAAGAUGGUCGCACUGCAGUAAAUCUCGAUUGUACACCGAUCUAGGCACGAACCUCGGCUUGAUCAUGGGCUGCUUCCAGAAUGCCUCACAUUCCACGAUUGAUCGGGAUAAGUCGCGGUUGGGGUGUGCAUGUAUCACAGAAAUUGGGUUGCAUCAGUUUGAUCAUUUCAAAGACCAGGUCAUGCUACUGGCACCAUUCACAAGGCCAGAGCCGAAACUUUAUAGCUCAAACUCGAAACACUGGUUUCGAAACUGAUCGUCUAUGCAACGAAGCUAGUUGUCCACGUUGCUCUGUUUUUGCACGGAACGACACUGCUCAUGUGAAACCACAUCCUGGUUUUGCUUUAAUCCCCUUCUCUUUAAUAUAUUGCCUUUGGUGCUUCGAUGCGGUUGUCCAACAGAAUGCGACACGAGGGCAUCAUUUCGGACCAAAAUCCUCGAUUGAUCAUAUUUGAUUCCUUCCUGAAAAUCUGCUCUGGGCUUGAGCACCUGGAAUCUUUAGACUGCACGUGUUGUUAGAAGCAGUGGUGGAAGCCAGUUGCACGUCAUUCAAGUGCUUCAGAUACAUAUAUUUAUAUAUUUACAUUUUUUUCACGUUUA